CUCGUAUCUAAUUGGCUUCGCAAACCACCAAUGAACAUGAAGAAAAUGAGAAGAAGCUCUGAUUGGCUGCCGCAGGGCCUCAAGUCUGCCGGAAACAAAGAACAAGAAGAAUCUAAUUGGCGGCGGGACAAGUAGCUCAAGACUUAAUGGCGGAGCCUUGUGUUGCUGGAAGUGUAAUAAUGUGUUUUGUUGCAUCAAUCGUGGAAUAAAUUCGACUCGUUUAUUUUGUGUGGUCAUUCCAGACUCUAAAAUGGCGACGUUAGUUCUGGACAACGGAGCCUAUACGGCGAAAAUAGGGUACAGUCAGGAGAAAGUCAGUGUCAUCCCAAACUGCCAGUUUCGCUCCAAGACGUCCAGAUUAAAAACCUUCACAGCCAAUCAGCUCGAUGAGAUCAAAGAUCCGUCUGGUCUCUUUUACAUCCUCCCCUUCCAGAAGGGUUAUUUGGUCAACUGGGACGUCCAGAGGAAAGUGUGGGACCAUCUGUUCGGGAAGGAGAUGUUUAAGGUGGAGUUUGCAGACACCAGCAUCAUCAUCACCGAGCCGUACUUCAACUUCUCCUCCAUUCAGGAGUCGAUGAAUGAGAUCCUGUUUGAGGAGUACCAGUUCCAGUCGGCGCUCAGAAUAAACGCCGGCUCUCUCAGCGCUCAUCACUUCUUCCACACUAAACCCUCGGAGCUCUGCUGUUUGGUGGUGGACAGUGGAUUCUCCUUCACCCAUAUCGCCCCCUACUGUCGCAGCAGGAAAAUGAAGGAGGGCAUCCGCAGGAUCAACGUAGGAGGGAAGCUACUGACCAAUCACCUGAAGGAGAUCAUUUCAUAUCGCCAGUUACACGUCAUGGAUGAGACUCACGUCAUCAACCAGGUGAAAGAAGAUGUGUGUUACGUCUCGCAGCAGUUUUACAAGGACAUGGAGAUCGCACAGAUGAAGGGGGAGGAGAACUCUGUGAUGAAGGAUUACGUUCUUCCAGAUUUUAGCUCCAUCAAAAAAGGUUUCUGCAAGCCGCGAGAGGAGAUGGUCUUCAGCGGAAAGUACAAGACGGGAGAGCAGAUCUUGAGGCUGGCCAACGAGCGCUUUGCCGUUCCUGAGAUGCUCUUCCACCCGGCGGACAUCGGCAUCCAGGAGAUGGGCAUCCCGGAGGCCAUCGUGGACUCCAUCCAGUCCCUGCCAGAAGACAUGCAGCCUCACUUCUACCAGAACAUCGUCCUGACCGGAGGGAACACUUUGUUUCCAGGCGUCAGAGAACGGCUGGAGGCAGAGCUGCGAUCGCUCGUCCCCGCUCACCUCCCCGUGUCCGUCCUGCUGCCUGCAAAUCCCAUCUGUUAUUCGUGGGAAGGCGGGAAGCUGCUGGCCCACAGUCCGGACUACGACGAGAUUGUGGUGACACGGGAGGACUACGAAGAGAACGGACAUUGUAUUUGUGAAGAAAAGUUCGAUAUUUGACUGAACUGAAACUCGUAGCCGACGAUUCUUCUGUUAUCGUGAACAACGAAAACGUCUGCGCCAUAGAGAUCGUUGUCAUGGAAACCGUAACUCAGUUCUGGUUGACGUAAAGGAUACACAGGAAGUAAAAUGAGAACUGAAAUAGUUUUUUUUCUGCAGCAGCUAUGCUUGAUGUCAGUGUGUUAUAUUUUUCUACAUGUGUGUCUGUGCUGAUUGGUUGUCUGUUACCUGUCCAGAGGUGUUGGAGCCAGCAGCCAAUGAGGCCUGAAGCACUUCCUUUAUUGCAGUCAGUAACUUCUGAAAUGAUUCGCCAGCAAUUCACGAGUAUGACUCAAGAAGUGUUAAAAAUAUUCCAACUGCCAAAUAACAUUCAAAUAAGA
This is a messenger RNA of Chelmon rostratus (copperband butterflyfish), 1821 nucleotides long. It is a transcript of the gene actr6, whose product is annotated as actin related protein 6. Lineage: Eukaryota; Metazoa; Chordata; Actinopteri; Chaetodontiformes; Chaetodontidae. Gene Ontology annotation, cellular component: Swr1 complex. Gene Ontology annotation, molecular function: nucleosome binding. Bases 251 to 1441 code for a protein of 396 amino acids. The record is from RefSeq and is a predicted model, not a curated record. The transcript has 11 exons.